ACAUUUACAUGAUCUGAUCACCCAACUGUCAGUUGUGUCAGGUGAUUUGUCGUGGUGGCUCAUUGGUGGCUAGUGCCGAGUGAUAAAACUCAUCGCAUUAUAGAGUAUCGUUUGCUGAGUGGAAAAUACUUUUAUUCUGCGAGAAUGGAGAAUAACACAAGUUUGGUGGUGAAGAGUCCCAACACAAAAUACACCGACGAAUAUAUUUUCUCCGACUACGAGUAUGAAGAGACUUUGGUUACUAAAACUGGAAAUGAAAUUGUGGCCAAGCCUUAUCGCAAAGCCAUUUGCCUUCGCACUGGGAGGAAGGUGGGUAAAGUUGGAGUUAUGCUGGUCGGUUGGGGAGGUAACAACGGGUCCACAUUCACUGCUGCGGUACUGGCCAACCGACACCAAUUGUCAUGGACUACGAAGAAUGGACAGAUGGAUUCAAACUGGUUUGGAUCAAUAACACAAGCUUCUACAGUCAGGCUUGGUAUCGAUGAGAAAGGUCAAGAUGUUUUCGUGCCCAUGUCCCAACUGUUGCCCAUGGUUCAUCCUGAUGAUUUAUUUAUCGACGGCUGGGACAUCAGUCCUCUAAACCUGGCCGAGUCUAUGGUCCGCGCCAAGGUCAUAGACUACGACCUUCAGCAGAAGCUGAGGAAGGAGAUGGCUGCCAUGAAGCCUAGACCCGCCAUUUAUGACCCUGACUUCAUUGCUGCCAAUCAGGCGGACCGCGCUACCAACCUUAUCCGCGGCACCAAACAAGAGCAAUACCUGCAACUGCGCGCUGACAUCAAGGACUUCCGGGACAAGAAGAAGCUGGACAAAGUGAUUGUGUUGUGGACGGCCAACACAGAAAGGUUUUGCGAAUUCCGCGCGGGCGUUCACGACACGUCUGAGAAUUUGGAGCGCGCGCUCCGCAGCAACGACUCUGAGAUAUCUCCCUCUACUAUAUUCGCUCUAGCCGCUAUCGACGAAGGGUGUACCUACAUCAACGGAUCUCCCCAAAACACCCUCGUGCCGGGAGUGGUGGAGCGGGCGGAGAAAGCGGGCGUGUUCGUGGCGGGCGACGACUUCAAGUCCGGGCAGACCAAGCUCAAGUCGGUGCUGGUCGAUUUCUUGGUGUCCGCCGGUCUCAAACCUGUCUCCAUCGUGAGUUACAACCAUCUUGGAAACAAUGACGGCAAGAACCUCUCGGCGCCGAAACAGUUCCGCUCAAAAGAAAUAACAAAAAGCAACGUCGUUGACGACAUGGUGGAGUCCAACGGGAUGCUCUACAAGCCUGGCGAGAAGCCGGACCACGUGGUUGUCAUCAAAUACGUGCCGUAUGUCGGGGAUUCAAAACGCGCCAUGGACGAGUAUACCUCGGAGAUUCUCCUCCACGGCACCAACACUAUAGUUGUUCACAACACUUGUGAAGAUUCCCUGCUGGCUGUGCCCCUCAUACUGGACCUGGUGGUCCUCGCUGACCUGUUCUCCAGGGUCCACUUCAGACCUGAUGAAUCUCAGGAAUGGAGCAGGAUGCACAGCGUGCUGUCUCCUCUAUCGUACCUGCUGAAGGCGCCCCUGGUGCCGGCCGGCACCCCGGUGGUCAAUGCGCUGUUCAAACAACGCGCCUGUAUUGACAACCUACUGCGGGCCUGCCUCGGAUUGCCGCCUCAGAACCACACGCAACUCGAGCAUAAAGUGCCAUUCCUGAUGUCGGAGCUGCAAUCUGGCCGCAUGUUCUCGGGCGCUCCGCCCCCCAAGAAGCAGAAGAUCUCCCAAGCUAAUGGGGACCACUAAAUUAUGGCGCUCCGCCCCUUCCCCUGGUAGGUAGUUACGCCAUAUCAUUAUAAAGUCCAUUCUUUACUUACCGAAAUAGAGGCAGGUAAUCAAUCUUGAUAUAAGUCUUUUAAUUAAAAAAAAAUCUAUAAUAAAGUAUGCAAAAUAAUUAAAUAUGACAAAUGUUAUUACAUUUUGAUUUUUCUUUUCAUGGCUAUUAAUUAUUUUUUUAUGUAUUUUUCAAGAUAAAGACAUACCAAGAUUGUUUAUACCUUUUUGCUCAGUAUUAAAGUAAUGGACUAUAGUGACAUGGAUUCCACACAGAUAAAUACAUACAGUAUCUCAUCUGUAAUUUAUCCUUUUUUAGGACAAGUGUUUAGAACUUGUUUUCAGUGUACGUAAUUUAUCUUUCAUUUCAAAAUAUACACUCCUUUUUGAAGAAAUAUUAUUUGAUUGUAUUCUACAUUAAUCAAUAUAAAAACUAAUUAAAAUUCUGUAUUGACAAAAUGCUAUUUCUUGUCAGAAUAAUAAUGCCAAAUCUGAAUGUAUCAAUGCUUGUAGGUCGUUAUUUGUUGUUCAAUACACAAGAUUACUUAAAGCAAUGUUAGAUAGCUAAUAACAGCUUAUGAAAUUAUCAAUUAUUAAUUCUUCGCUGUUUAUAAAAAAUAAUUCUGAUACUGAAAAGGGAAGGGGCGAUUAAAUGGACAAAUGAAUGUUAUAUUUUUACGUUAUAUUAUCUGUGUGUUUAAGCGUUAUAGUUUUAUAUUUAAUAAUAAUUAUCUGAAUAAUUGAAUAUUAAUAUUUCUGUUUAUCACGUUUAUGAUGUUUUGUCUUAAACCUGUAUUAUUUCUGUGUAUUCAACGAAAAUAAGUUAGCAAUAUCCUACGUUUUCUGUGAUAAGAAUUCGUUAUAAUUUGUUUGUGAUCGCAAGACUUUAAAAGUCUAUAAAAGUAUUUAAGCAUGCGUAUUUUAGUCGAGAAAAAUUAUUUUUCGGUAUUUAUCAAAUAUUUAUUUUAUAAUUUAAAUAUGAUUCCUAUAUGAAAGUAUUUAUUUUUUUCUGUUUAAAAAUAAAGUAUGGACCUUAUAUAAAACCACUUAGUUAUGUCGUUGAAGAAAUACUUUAAAGUAUGUAAUAGCAUUUUUUUUUAGUUUAUACAUAUAUUAACGAAGAUAAAACAAUAAUUCGGCUCAUAAAAAAUCAAUUAACUUGUUCAGGAAAUUAUAUUUUUUAUAAUUGUUAUAUUGUUUAUUAGAAAAAAUAUCCAUUAUUGAACCCACCCUUAAAAUAUUUGUAUAUUUAUUUCACAAUAAAAUUGUUGUUAUUUGAAGUUUUAUAAUAUUUGUUCCGUUCCUGUCGAUACCUGUUAAGUCUUCUUAUAUGUAAAACAUAUGUAUAUUAUAUAGAUGUUACACAAUCCUUAUUGUAGGUUUGUCCAGUGUUUAGUGAACACGCUCGUGAAAUGUAUGGUUUUAUAUGUAGUGUUAACAUCUCGAUUUAUAUUUGCUUGUUGGUGUAUUCCCAAACAUUUUUUAUAAUAUGCUAAACAAAACAUUUUGGAAUAAUGUAUAUACAUCAAAACAAUUUAUAUUACAAAAAAUGUAAAUUAAUUUAUAAAAUUACCGUACUUUUAUGAUUAUUAUAAACACCUCAGUGAUGUGAUAAUCUAUCGUUAUUACGCUGAAUUAAUUUUCUCGUUAUGUGCUUCUUAAAAAUUGGAAUAUGCAGAAAUUAUUUUAUUACAUUUGUAGUUUUGGGAAUAUGCCAAUCUCACGUGUCAAUAUCAAUGUAAAAAUUACAAAGUUGUAUUUUGUAGUAUAUUUACCGUUUAAAAUGUUGGACCAGUGCUUCUAGGCUAUGUAAGAAUGUGAUUCUUCAUGAUUUGUACUUACAAAUUAUAUUUAAGGAACAAAUGAUUUGUUCGUACAUAUAAAUUUAAAUGCAAGUGAUUGUUAAAACAUUUUUUGUGAAAUGCGGCGGUGUUAAGGAAACGGGGUUGCAAUUUAUAUCUUCAAUAGCUUUAGAAAUAUCGACUACUAUUACGCAUUUAUUUAGUUGCUUCUUAAAACAACAGUUGUCAUUGGUCUUGUAUUUUUUUUCUUUUAAUCAGACAAUAGUAACUAGCUAGCAGAGACAUGCUUUUAUAUAGAUCUGUUACGAAUUAUUAUUAUCACCAAACUCUUAAAAGUAUCAGUGUUCAAAGUAAUUUUGGAAGCUUUUCAGAAACACACUUAUGCUCAUAAAUGUAUACCCAUUAUAUAAGGUGCAAUCACUAUAAAUUGAACCUUAUAUUCUUAGGAAUAAGGUUUUAAAUGAUAAUUGAGUAUAUCUUUAGUGUUAUAUUCACAUGUUCUAUUAAACAACGGGUUUUAAUUAUAUGUUAAAGAAAAUGGCGUCUUAUUGCAAAGUGUAUUUUGCGAUUUAUCUAAUCGCUGUGUUAGAUGUAGGUUAGGCUCUAUACACGUGCAUUUAUAUCGAAAUAAACUUUGUAAUUGGAUUUCAUCUUUUAUUUUUAUUCUUGGCCUUCUCAAUUCUUUAAUACGUUUAGAGGCUCACAUUAUGAACAUUAUUUUCUUUUUGUUUGAAAAAUACACUCUAAGUUGACUUACAGGUAAAGAUUUAAAAAAGUGGAGAAAAUUCUUUAAUUCUGUUAUUCAGACAUUUGCAUCUUAGAUUAAAUAAAUAACUAAAAAAAAUUUAAAUUUAAAGUCUAUUUAAAUGAUGUUACCUGGCAGAACCCAGUCACAGUUAUUGAAUAAUAUUUACGAUUUAAUAUGUAGUAUUAAGUGUAUGUAUUUGUGACAAAUUCCCAAAAUAUCUAUGCAAGUAUGGCUGGAAUUUGAAAUGUUUUGAGGUCCUGCCAGCGAGCACACUCCAGCACAACCCUUUUAUUUUUACGUUAUCUAUUUUAUUUACUAUCUCAGCAUUAAAUAAAUGUAUAUAAAUGUUAGUAUUUUCUCUCACUUUUUAGUUUUUUUUUCCAUUUCUUUUCUAUUCAUAUUUGUGAUGUAUUCAAGGUUAUUUCAAUUAAAACACAAUGUCGGAUUAA
Molecule: messenger RNA, 4793 nt
Organism: Amyelois transitella
Lineage: Eukaryota; Metazoa; Arthropoda; Insecta; Lepidoptera; Pyralidae
Gene: Inos
Product: inositol-3-phosphate synthase
Exons: 13
Coding region: 145-1767 (540 amino acids)
Biological process (GO): phospholipid biosynthetic process; inositol biosynthetic process
Cellular component (GO): cytoplasm
Molecular function (GO): inositol-3-phosphate synthase activity
Source: RefSeq, a predicted model, not a curated record